Molecule: messenger RNA, 689 nt
Organism: Fusarium redolens
Lineage: Eukaryota; Fungi; Ascomycota; Sordariomycetes; Hypocreales; Nectriaceae
Exons: 1
Coding region: 41-514 (157 amino acids)
Source: RefSeq, a predicted model, not a curated record
CAAAACAUCAAACCAACCCAAACAUACACCGCAGCAUAAUAUGGGCGACUACACUGCAGAGGUGGAACAGAUUUACGCUGGCCUAGCUGACCAGCCUCCUCACACCAAGGAGCAGAUAGUCAUGGCCAAGAAGAUCAUUGAACUUCACCUGGCAACCUUCAAAUACUAUGACUACAAGAGAACAUUCGAGCUCGUGGAUGAGAACUAUAAACAACAUAGCCAGAUGGUCGCCGACGGCCGCGACUCAAUCAUUGAAGCAUCCAAGGUCCUCAAGUCAAUCGCCGCACAGCAUUGGACGGGCCCAGGAGAACCGCACUUCAACAUGAUGUUCAAGAGGGUACUGGUAGAUGGAGACUAUAUUGUGGCGCAGAUCUUUUCUGAGCGCUGGCCUGGAGACGCGGGCGAGCAUGUUUUUGACCUUUAUCGAUGGAAAAAUGGCAAGGUUGUAGAGCAUUGGGAUGUUAUACAGCAGGUUCAUCCCGAAAACAUCAAGCAUGGUAACUCUGUUGCUUAGCUUCAGGGAUCCGGACACUAAGAGCUUGUCGAAGCCCAAGGGUUUUUGCCUGUAUGUAGACGUCAGAAAAACGUUAUAUCAAGGUAUGCAGGCAUUCAGUACCUGUUUUGUAUUGGACAUUGUAAAUUUACCAUGCGGUCCCUACCCUUUAGCUACAUAUGAAUUGUUAGAGGAU